CUUGAGUUCGAAUAACUUGAGCGGUUCUCUACCUCAAGAAAUCGGGAAUGCAAAGAUGGCAAUACUUAUUGAUCUCUCAAAUAACAUACUAUCCGGAGAUAUUCCAAGUAGUAUUGGAGGCUUGACAAUGUUAAACAAUUUUUCUGUGGCACAUAACAAAAUCCAGGGUUCUAUUCCUGACACAUUUGGCAAACUCCUGGAUCUAUAUUCAUUGGAUCUUUCUGAUAACAAAAUAUUCGGAAUGAUUCCCAAGUCAUUAGAGGGACUUGUCAGCAUGAAGUAUUUCAAUGUUUCAUACAACAGAUUAACCGGAGAAAUUCCGAGUGGAGGUCCUUUUGCCAACUUCACUUAUGAAUCAUUCUUGUCAAAUGUUGGUCUAUGUGGUUCUCCUCGAAUGCAUAUUCCACCUUGCCCUGCCAAUUAUCUACGUUCAUCGAAGAAGAACAGAGUGGUUAUGUUUGUACUCAUUUCGUUGGCAGUUCUUAUAGUGCUAGUUGUCUCUGUUAUUGUAUACUUGAUUUUCAAGAGGCGCAAGAAGGUGCUUCUCAAGGAACCUGACUUCUUGUCGGCAGUAACACCAGCAAGAUUUUCAUACAAUGAACUCCAACGGGCAACCAAUGGAUUUGAUGACAGCAAUUUGCUAGGUAGCGGGAGUUUUGGUUCUGUUUAUAAAGGGACUCUAACAAAUGGGAUGCAUGUGGCUACCAAGGUUUUUCGUUUGCUACAUGAUGGUGAAAAUAAGAGUUUUGAUACCGAAUGUGAAGUUUUGCGCAACAUUCGUCAUAGAAAUCUCACAAAGGUUCUUGGCAGUUGCUCCAACUUGGAUUUUAAAGCAUUGGUGCUCGAGUACAUGCCUAAUGGGAGUCUACACAAGUGGUUAUAUUCUCACAAUUAUUUUUUGAAUAUAAUACAAAGAUUGAGUAUAAUGAUAGAUGUGGCAUCUGCGUUGGAAUAUCUCCACUUUGGUUACUCUGAGCCGGUUAUUCAUUGUGACUUGAAGCCCAACAAUGUGCUUAUAGAUUCAGACAUGGUGGGGCAUUUGAGUGACUUUGGUGCUGCAAAGCUCUUAGGAGAUGAGAACUCCAUGGCCUUUACAAAUUCCCUCGCGACAAUUGGUUACAUUGCUCCAGAGUAUGGACGAGAGGGUCUUGUGUCUACUCGCAGCGAUAUGUACAGUUAUGGUAUCAUGUUGAUUGAAGUUUUUACAAGGACACAACCUGGAGAUGAAAUGUUCAAUGAAGAUUCAAGUCUAAGGAGUUGGGUGCAGAAUGCAUUUCCAACGGAAAUAGGUCAUGUUAUAGAUCCCAACUUACUUGGACUAGAUGAGGAAAAGUACGAUGAAAAGUUACAGUGUGUUAUAGCUAUCUUUGAGCUGGGCAUGAAAUGUUCAACAGACUCCCCAAGAGAAAGGAUGGUCAUCAAAGAUGCAUUACCAGCACUGGAAAAGAUCAAAGUCAAACUCCUUUCGCUAUAUGCAAGAACUUAAAAGUAGUAUGCAUAGCAUAUACGUACUAUUUGAAGUUUAUGUAUAAUUUUAUGUACUGUUAAAAGAAUCAUAAUUCUGAAUUUGUGACUUGUGUAUCCAACUGAUCCUAUUUCACUAACUUCUUGAUGGC
Molecule: messenger RNA, 1616 nt
Organism: Ipomoea nil (Japanese morning glory)
Lineage: Eukaryota; Viridiplantae; Streptophyta; Magnoliopsida; Solanales; Convolvulaceae
Product: receptor kinase-like protein Xa21
Exons: 2
Coding region: 56-1486 (476 amino acids)
Biological process (GO): protein phosphorylation
Molecular function (GO): protein kinase activity; protein binding; ATP binding
Source: RefSeq, a predicted model, not a curated record